Messenger RNA from Myodes glareolus (Bank vole), 3298 nucleotides. Lineage: Eukaryota; Metazoa; Chordata; Mammalia; Rodentia; Cricetidae. The record is from RefSeq and is a predicted model, not a curated record.
UUUGCAUUUCCUGAAACCGGAUCUUGGUGUCAGAGCCGCCCCUGGGCCGGGGCGGGCGCCUCAGCCAUGGCCCUGCGCAAGGAGCUGCUCAAGUCCAUCUGGUACGCCUUCACCGCCCUGGACGUGGAGAAGAGCGGCAAGGUCUCCAAGUCCCAGCUCAAGGUGCUGUCCCACAACCUGUACACGGUCCUGCACAUCCCCCAUGACCCCGUGGCCCUGGAGGAGCACUUCCGGGAUGACGACGAUGGUCCUGUGUCCAGUCAAGGUUACAUGCCCUACCUCAACAAGUACAUCCUCGACAAGGUGGAGGAGGGGGCUUUCGUUAAAGAGCACUUUGAUGAGCUGUGUUGGACGCUGACGGCCAAGAAGAACUACCGAGCAGAUAGCAAUGGAAACAGCCUGCUCUCCAAUCAGGAUGCCUUCCGUCUCUGGUGCCUCUUCAACUUCCUGUCUGAGGACAAGUACCCACUGAUCAUGGUUCCCGAUGAGGUUGAGUAUCUGCUAAAGAAGCUCCUGGGCAGCAUGAGUCUGGAGAUAGGCUUGGGCGAGCUGGACGAGCUGCUGGCCCAGGAGGCUCAAGCAGUUCAGACCUCUGGGGGUCUCAGCGUCUGGCAGUUCCUAGAGCUCUUCAACUCUGGCCGCUGCCUGCGGGGUGUGGGUCGGGACUCCCUCAGCAUGGCCAUUCAAGAAGUCUACCAGGAGCUCAUCCAAGAUGUCCUGAAACAGGGCUAUCUGUGGAAGCGAGGGCACCUGAGGAGAAACUGGGCAGAGCGCUGGUUCCAGCUGCAGCCCAGCUGCCUCUGCUACUUUGGGAGUGAAGAAUGCAAGGAGAAAAGAGGCACCAUUCCACUGGAUGCUCAGUGCUGUGUGGAGGUGCUUCAGGACCGCGAAGGAAAGCGCUGCAUGUUUUGUGUGAAGACGGCUAGCCGCACCUACGAGAUGAGCGCCUCAGACACGCGCCAGCGCCAGGAGUGGACGGCCGCCAUCCAGACCGCGAUCAGGUUGCAGGCGGAAGGGAAGACGUCGCUGCAUAAGGACCUGAAGCAGAAGCGACGGGAGCAGCGGGAGCAGCGCGAGCGGCGCCGGGCAGCCAAGGAGGAGGAGCUGCUGCGACUGCAGCAGCUACAGGAGGAGAAGGAGAGGAAACUGCAGGAGCUGGAGCUGUUGCAGGAGGCGCAACGGCAGGCCGAGCGGCUGCUGCAGGAGGAGGAGGAGCGCCGUCGCAGUCAGCAUCGGGAGCUGCAGCAGGCUCUGGAAGGCCAGCUGCGGGAGGCGGAGCAGGCCCGGGCAUCUAUGCAGGCUGAGAUGGAGCUGAAGAAGGAAGAGGCGGCCCGGCAGCGGCAGCGCAUCGCCGAGCUGGAGGAGAUGCAGGAGCGGCUGCAGGAAGCCCUGCAACUGGAGGUGAAAGCUAGGAGGGAUGAGGAGGCCGUGCGCCUCGCCCAAACCAGACUACUGGAGGAAGAGGAGGAGAAGCUAAAGCAGCUGAUGCAUCUGAAGGAGGAGCAGGAACGCUACAUCGAGCGAGCGCAGCAGGAGAAGGAGGAGAUGCAGCAGGAGAUGGCGCUGCAGAGCCGUUCCCUGCAGCAAGCCCAGCAGCAGCUGGAGGAGGUGCGGCUGAACCGGCAGAGGGCGGACGAGGACGUGGAGGCCGCCCAGAGGAAGUUGCGCCAGGCCAGCACCAACGUGAAACACUGGAAUGUCCAGAUGAACAGGCUCAUGCGUCCGAUUGAGCCAGGAGAUAAGCGUCCGACCACCAGCAGCUCCUUCACUGGCUUCCAGCCCCCUCCCCUCGCUCGCCGGGACUCCUCUCUAAAGCGGCUGACCCGCUGGGGUUCCCAAGGCAACAGAACCCUUUCAGCCAACAGCAGUGAACAGAAGUCCCUCAAUGGUGGGGACGAGACUCCCAUCUUGGCUUCUGCCUCUCAGGAAGAUAAACUGGACUCGGCACCAGAAAACUAGCCUCUGAUGACCCUUGUUCUCCUGACGCUGUGUCUACCAGGACCUGGCUACAGCGGGCUGUGGGUGACUCCAGCCUCUGCAUAAGGUCCUGGGGCUACGGGCCCAGGUCUGCUGACCAGAAGUCGGUCCAAGAUAGGAUGUCUUGCCAUUCUCACCAGGCCCAGACUGUUGAGGCUGUCUGGGGUGUUCAUGAUCAAGAAUAUGGUUCUGUGCUUCAACCUCCAGGACCCUGUGACCAGGGCUGGGAAAGAAACUAGACAAUUAAGACAAAGGUCAUCUGUCCCCAAAGGUCAUCUGCCCUCUGAGACCCCUCCAGACUACCACCAAGUCAUGGAGGCAUACUUCCAAAUAAAACUGCUCCCAUCUGCCCCCUGCUCCUGCCCCUCCCUCCUUCAUUCCCUCCCUCCCUCCCUCAAGUUCAAGUUCAAGGUCCCAGAGGCAGCAGGUGUGGUGAGGUGGUUGGUAGUGUGAACUGUGGGUUGGACCUGGCUCUGCCGCUUUGCACUCCCCGUGCUGCUCAAUGGAGAUGUUCACAGUCCCGAUGGAAAGGGCCUGCGGAGCACGGACUCAUGCUGACCAUCCUGAGUCUUGUCUGAAGUGUUUAUUGAGCAUCUGUUGCCUACCUGGAGGCCACCUAUAUUACUCCAUUCCCAUAGCAACCGUAAGAGCUGGGUUACUGUUACUGUGAUUGCAUUACUGGUGGUGCAGGCAGAUCGGGCCAUUUGUCUGAAGCCUUUCAGACUCGCUUUGCGCCCCGUAUCUCUGAACAUGGACCUUGUUCCCUCAGACUCUGCCAAGCUUGCUCCCGUUUUCAUACCCCUCACUGCGAGCCCAGGAAGUUCACCAGGGCCGCUCUCCCGUGGGUGCCUGUGCCUCUCUCCAGGAUGCUCUAAAUCUAGAUUGCUGUCUCCUCCCUCGUGUGUUGAAUGCUUGUCCCCAGCUCGGAGCACUAUUUUGGGGAGACUGUGGAGCCUGGAGCAGGUAGGACUUACCUGGGAAGUAGGUCACUCUGAGGCCAGCUUUGGUUCCUCUGUGUUCUCUGCUCGCUGUGUUGCCAGGAUGUAAACAGCCUCUCAGGGUCAUCCACCGAACUACUUCGCCAUGCUGCCCCCGCCACAAUGGAGUGAGCCCUCCCAAUCCUAAGCAAAAAACAAAAAAACAAAAAAAAACAAAAAACUUCCUUCCCUUUGGUUGUUUGUGCCGGACGCUGUCGUGUGAUACAGAAUACUAAGCCCUCCUUUCCCAUCCCCAUAGCUGCGGAGAGUGAACUGUGGGCUCCUCCAUUUGGCCCCAUGUUUAAUAAAUCCACACUAGUGGUGCUACUGCUGGUGGUCACUCA